This is a messenger RNA of Trichoderma asperellum CBS 433.97, 1962 nucleotides long. RefSeq lists its product as uncharacterized. Lineage: Eukaryota; Fungi; Ascomycota; Sordariomycetes; Hypocreales; Hypocreaceae. Gene Ontology annotation, molecular function: starch binding; glucan 1,4-alpha-glucosidase activity. Gene Ontology annotation, biological process: polysaccharide catabolic process. Gene Ontology annotation, cellular component: fungal-type vacuole. The record is from RefSeq and is a predicted model, not a curated record.
AUGUUGUCUCUCAGAUUGUUAGCCGUUGGCUGCUGUGCGCUUCAAGUUGUCAACGCUGUGCCUAGACUGUCCCGCGAGAGUCGCCAUGAAGUCGAUAUCGCGAAAAGGUCUGCGAGCUCAUUCCUUGCAACUGAGGUCCCUAUUGCGCUGGCCGAUAUGUUGUGCAAUAUUGGGUCAUCGGGUAGCUGUGCUGCAGGUGCCGACUCAGGCAUAGUAAUAGCGAGUCCAUCUAAAACGAAUCCGGACUACUUUUACACCUGGACUCGAGAUUCGGCGUUGACCUUCAAAUGUAUCGUCGACACCUUUGUCAACUCUUACUCAUCCUCGCUGCAGACUGAGAUCCAGAACUACAUCAAUGCGCAGGCGAUUGUGCAAGGCAUAUCCAAUCCUUCUGGGAGCCUGUCUAACAGCGGCACGGGUCUUGGUGAGCCAAAGUUCAACGUUGACGAAACAGCUUUCACAGGAGCUUGGGGCCGUCCACAGAGGGACGGACCUGCACUUCGAGCCAUCGCUUUGAUAACUUACUCAAAGUGGCUGAUUAACAAUGGAUAUGAGUCCACUGCCAGUUCGAUUGUGUGGCCCAUCAUUGUGAAUGACAUCAGUUAUGUGUCGCAAUAUUGGAAUCAGACUGGUUUUGACCUGUGGGAGGAAGUGAACGGCUCCAGUUUCUUUACCGUUGCCAACCAACACCGUGCUCUUGUCGAAGCCAGUGCGUUAGCUACUACUCUUGGCAAGUCCAUUCCGUAUGCCCAAAGUCAAGCCCCCCAGGCUCUUUGCUUUCUUCAAAGCUUCUGGAGUCCGUCUCAAGGCUACAUUCUAGCCAAUAUCAACCAGAACAACGGCAGGUCUGGCAAGGAUGCCAACACGAUUCUGGGUUCUAUUCACACAUUUGAUCCUCAAGGAAACUGUGAUGCAAGCACAUUCCAGCCGUGCUCUGAUCGAGCUUUGGCAAAUCACAAAGUCGUUGUGGAUUCCUUCCGCUCCAUAUAUACCAUCAACUCUGGUAUUCCCGAGGGCACUGCUGCUGCCGUUGGCCGUUAUCCGGAAGACUCUUACCAAGGUGGCAACCCCUGGUAUCUAAAUACACUUGCAGCUGCCGAGCUUCUCUACGAUGCCCUUUAUCAGUGGAAUCGGAUUGGAUCCAUCACCGUUACCUCAACGUCCCUUGCCUUUUUCAAGGACAUGGAUUCCUCCAUCACCGUAGGAACAUAUAGCUCCUCUUCUUCAACUUACACUACUUUGUAUAACGCCAUCUCGACCUACGCUGACGGGUUUGUUAACAUUGUUGCUACUUACGCAUCAUCCAACGGAUCACUAGCAGAGCAGUUUAGUCGAAGCAAUGGACAGCCUCUCUCAGCAUACAGCCUAACCUGGUCCUAUGCGGCGCUGCUGACGGCUGCCGCCCGACGAUCUAGUGUCGUGCCAUAUUCCUGGGGAGAAUCUUCGGCAUCCAGCGUUCCGUCGGUGUGUUCUUAUACGUCAGCCGUGGGUACCUAUUCCUCAGCCUCUACAGGAUCCUGGCCGCCCAACCAGACGCCUGGCGGCGGGACAGGUUCAACCUCUAGCCAGUCUACGUCAAUCACCGCGUCUAGCACAGUCAGCAGCACAAGCACCUCUAAAUCUACAAGCUCUACAGCAGCCGCAACUAAUCCUGUUACCGUGACUUUUGAUGAGAUUGUCACAACCAUUUACGGACAAACCAUCAAGAUCGCUGGAAACGUCCCAGCUCUCGGGAACUGGGAUACCAAGAACGCUGUUGCUUUGUCGGCUGAGGACUAUACAUCUUCGAACCAUUUAUGGAAUGUGCAGGUGUCGUUUGCUCCGGGGACGGUGAUCCAGUAUAAAUAUAUUAAUGUGGCAUCCAAUGGCGAUGUGACAUGGGAAGCUGACCCCAACCACACAUAUACUGUGCCCGCAACGGGUGCGACGGCGGUGACUGUGAACAACUCCUGGCAGUCGUAG